Ceratitis capitata (Mediterranean fruit fly) is the source of this 1865-nucleotide messenger RNA. Its product is annotated as dehydrogenase/reductase SDR family member on chromosome X. The record is from RefSeq and is a predicted model, not a curated record. The transcript has 6 exons. NCBI's taxonomy places the organism in Eukaryota, Metazoa, Arthropoda, Insecta, Diptera, Tephritidae. The coding region runs from base 420 to 1487 and encodes 355 amino acids.
CAUGCCGGCAACGUUAAGGGAUUAGUCAUAUUUUGAGUUUCUCCACGAUCGGUUGUGAUUGGAGCGAACAAUCGUAUUUCCGUGGUAAUUGGAAAGGCAACAUAGUUUUUUCUAUUAGUCAACAGCCGCUGUUAACAUUUGCACAUUUUACACAAACGUAGUUGCGGCCACUUAAACAUUGUGUUAACGUGAUAAAUGUUUUAGCGUUGGAGGGAAACAAUUUACACAAUAAUUAAUAAAAUUGUGAUGACUUGACAGAAACGCGGUCAUAAAGAUGAACAUUUAAUAAAAAAUUAAUAGAAAAAUCGUUAAAAAUAGCUAUAAUAUUCAUCUCAAAACAGGCAAAUAUAAAAAACUGUCUACAUACAUAGUAAGGUCUUUCACUACCCAACUCCACGAACUGUACAGAUCCGUCCAAAAUGUUAACCUUAGUUAUUAGCGCUUCCUCGCUUUUAUUAGUUUUCUGUGGCUUUUAUUUUGCCAAAACGUCCAAGGAGAUGCCGAAAAAUUGGUAUGAACUGAAAACGGAGAUACGCUAUCAAUAUAUCGGCAUAGUGGGCCUCAUACACGAUUUCAUGUAUCGAUCACGCGAUCGUGUUGCGCUUUAUAAACAACCUGGGCGGGUAGCUGUGAUUACGGGCGGCAACCGUGGCAUUGGACUUCGAGUUGCAGAGAAACUCUUGGCUUGUGAUAUAACUGUUAUAUUGGGUGUGCGUGAUCCCAAAAGCGCUGAAGCUGCAGUUACUUCCGUUGUUGAUCUUGCAUCGAGUGGUGGUAAGCUCAUAUGCGAAGCGCUUGACAUUGGUGACUUGACGUCUGUUAAGGAGUUUGCAGAUAAAGUUAAAGCGCAGUUCAAUAAAAUUGAUUUGCUAAUAAACAAUGCUGGCAUCAUGUUUGCACCCUUCAAGCUAACCGCUGAUGGCUAUGAAUCUCACUUCGCUACCAACUAUUUGGGCCACUUCCUCCUAACCCACCUGUUGAUGCCCGAACUGAAAGCUGCGGGUAAAGAAGGUCAGAAUUCGCGCAUCGUCAAUAUCUCUUCGUGUGCGCAUCUAAUUGGCCGCAUUAAUUAUAAAGACAUAAAUGGACUCAAAUUGUAUUAUCCCGGCACAGCAUAUAGUCAGUCAAAAUUGGCACAAGUACUCUCCACGCGCCAUUUACAAGCUAUACUAGACGCGGAAUCGGCGCAUGUUCAGGUUAAUGCUGUGCACCCGGGCAUUGUGGACACCGAUCUGUUUGAGCAUAGUGCCACCACGGCUGUGCCAUUCGUGAAAAAACUGGUAUUCAAAACACCUGAGCAGGGGUCACGCACAGUUGUCUUUGCUGCCAUCGAUGCGCAAGUCGAGGGCAGGGGUGGCAGCUAUCUAAGCAAUGGUGGACUCGGUCAAAUUCAUCGUGAUGCAAAGAAUCCGGAGAAAUGUGAGCAGUUAUUUAAAUUCUCAUGUGAAUUGUUGAAAAUUAAGGAUUUUGGUAGUGGAAAGAUUUGAUGUGGAAAUGUUUUACCAAAACAGCGCGCUUAAGCCACCGGAUUUGCAUUAAUCAAUUAUCGCACAUAUUCCAAUAUUUCUAAGCCGUCAGAUUGAAAUAUAUUACGUGUAUAUUUAAAGAAAUUCAAAAUCAAAACAUUUGAAUUUGCUUUUGUACUUUUCUCCAUAAAAAAAAGAACAAAAUAAUUCAAAUAAUUAAUUUCCAAUUCGCAAAUGUUAUAUUUAGAAUGGAAUUUUAUAUAAAAAUCAGUUAUUGAAUUUCCCACUUAUAAGCAAAUAGUCAUAUCAUUAAAAAAGCUUUGCUAUUAUAUAAUACAAAUACAAUACUGAUAUACUCGUACAUACUUACACAAACCAUACAUAAAAUAAUUUGUAUUA